AUGUCAUUAACAGAAACAAACCUCGAUAACACUUUACCUCUUUUAGGAAGGGGAAAAGUACGUGAUAUAUACCAGAUUGACCCGUCAACGUUAUUAUUUGUCGCCACCGAUCGUAUAUCUGCGUAUGAUGUCAUCAUGGAAAAUGGUAUUACCGAAAAGGGGAAACUCUUGACCAAACUUUCCGAAUUUUGGUUUGAUUACUUGCCAAUUGAGAACCAUUUGAUCAAAAAGGAUAUCUUUGAGCAAUAUCCACAGUUGGAAAAGUAUAGAGAUCAAUUACAAGACCGGGCUUUAUUAGUGCGUAAGUUGAAGCUCAUUCCAUUGGAAGUUAUUGUUAGAGGCUACAUCACUGGCUCCGCUUGGAAAGAGUACAAGCAACUGAAAACCGUCCAUGGGUUGCCUAUAGAGGAGGAACUAGUUGAGUCGCAAGAGUUUAAAACGCCAAUUUUCACCCCUUCGACUAAAGCUGAGCAAGGUGAACAUGACGAAAACAUUUCGCCAGCUCAAGCCGCUGAAAUUGUCGGACAAGAUUUGUGUGACAGAUUAGAAAAGACAGCCAUUGAUUUGUAUGUCAAGGCUAAAGAGUACGCAAAGACUAAAGGUAUAAUCAUUGCUGACACAAAGUUUGAAUUUGGGUUAGACGAAAAUGAUAAUAUUGUCUUAGUCGAUGAGGUAUUAACUCCUGACUCCUCCAGAUUCUGGAACGCCAGUACUUAUGAAGUCGGCAAGUCACAAGAUUCUUAUGAUAAGCAAUUUUUGAGAGAUUGGUUAACCAGUAAUGGAUUGAACGGUAAAGAUGGGGUUAGAAUGCCUGAUGAGAUUGUUGAGAAGAGUAGAGAAAAAUACCUUGAAGCGUAUGAGCAGCUUACCGGUGAUAAAUGGAAAUAG
Molecule: messenger RNA, 888 nt
Organism: Lodderomyces margitis
Lineage: Eukaryota; Fungi; Ascomycota; Pichiomycetes; Serinales; Debaryomycetaceae
Gene: ADE1
Product: phosphoribosylaminoimidazolesuccinocarboxamide synthase
Exons: 1
Coding region: 1-888 (295 amino acids)
Biological process (GO): 'de novo' IMP biosynthetic process
Cellular component (GO): cytoplasm
Molecular function (GO): phosphoribosylaminoimidazolesuccinocarboxamide synthase activity
Source: RefSeq, a predicted model, not a curated record